Messenger RNA from Musca vetustissima, 544 nucleotides. RefSeq names its product frequenin-2. The annotation marks the transcript as partial. The transcript is spliced from 6 exons. Gene Ontology annotation, molecular function: calcium ion binding; calcium sensitive guanylate cyclase activator activity. NCBI's taxonomy places the organism in Eukaryota, Metazoa, Arthropoda, Insecta, Diptera, Muscidae. The record is from RefSeq and is a predicted model, not a curated record.
UCACCGAAAAAGAGAUUAGACAAUGGCACAAAGGUUUUCUAAAAGACUGUCCGAAUGGUUUACUCACCGAACAAGGUUUUAUAAAAAUCUACAAACAGUUCUUUCCCCAAGGUGAUCCCAGUAAAUUUGCCUCAUUAGUAUUUCGGGUAUUUGAUGAAAAUAAUGAUGGAGCGAUAGAAUUCGAAGAGUUCAUUAGAGCACUGUCGAUUACAUCCAGAGGAAAUCUUGAUGAGAAGUUGCAAUGGGCUUUUCGGUUGUACGAUGUCGAUAAUGAUGGCUAUAUCACAAGAGAGGAAAUGUACAAUAUUGUGGAUGCCAUCUAUCAAAUGGUGGGUCAGACGCCACAAACGGAUGAUGAGAAUACACCGCAAAAACGAGUGGAUAAAAUCUUUGAUCAAAUGGAUAAAAAUCACGAUGAUCGCUUGACAUUAGAGGAAUUCCGUGAGGGUAGUAAAGCUGAUCCACGUAUAGUUCAGGCGUUAAGUUUAGGUGGUGAUUAACCAAAAGAGUCAUAGUUUAAUUAAGCAAGAUAAUUAAACUGAUU